Mytilus trossulus (common blue mussel) is the source of this 1440-nucleotide messenger RNA. Its product is annotated as kinesin-related protein 4-like. NCBI's taxonomy places the organism in Eukaryota, Metazoa, Mollusca, Bivalvia, Mytilida, Mytilidae. The transcript is spliced from 4 exons. Bases 6 to 269 code for a protein of 87 amino acids. The record is from RefSeq and is a predicted model, not a curated record.
AACAGAUGCUACAAAGACACAUGGAUUCAAAUAGCAAAAAACAGGACAAACAGAACGAUAAAAAUGGCAGACGACACCAAAAGAUAAUGGAAAGCCAGCACUGUAUGGAUAAAAAGUUAAAAGGAAUAAAGACAAUGUUAUCAAAAAUUGCCAAAGCUCUGGAGAACUAUGAAGACCAAACGGAAGAUGAGGACGAUGAUGAUCCAUUUAAAUAUUCAUCGUCAGAUGAGGAUGAGGAUGACAGUCAAUCUGUGUCAUCAGAUGAUUAGAAGACCACAUCUUAACUGGUAAAGCAUGGAAUUCAAGUUAAAAUAUUCGAGAACCAAAGCAAAUUCUUUAUGUACUUUGAUAUUUUGUCGCCAGUACUAUAUUAUACUGUGUCACAAGUUCUGGAUUCUACUGUUUACAAACUCUAGUCCAUUAUUGACAAUAUUUCUAAAACACAUUAUUUUAUGUGUAAAAGACAUACAUUUGAAGUAAUCCUUAUGUGUUGUUUUUGAGAAGAAGGCAGUAUACAGAUUGUUCUUUUCAAUUAAAUUUAAUAAAUUGUAAUUGUACCAUUGGCAGAUUUUUUAAGACUAAAUUAAAUGUAAUCUUCCAUUUCAAAUUUCUCAGCUUUUUAAAAAAUAUUCAUGUCUAGGGACUUUAUGUGUGAAUUUAUAUCUUGUCAUUGGCGUCAUAUGAGAGAGAGAUUUUUACAAACUAAUGUUUAAGGAAAAUAUUUGUAACAAAUAAGGUAUAUGGCAGUUGUUUUUAAUAUUUUCCGUUGAUUGAUACCGUUUUUAUGGAUUUCCUAACAUUGAAUUUCUAUUGGAACAUGUGGAAGUCGAUUAUUUUUUCAUUUUGCAAUACAUUGAUUUCGAUUAUCUGUCAUUAAGUAUUAAGAAAGUAAAUAUUAUUUUACAUAAUCACUGACCAAUUUAAUAAUUAUUCUACAAAUUCCCUAAUAUGGUUUCAGGGAUUAUCAAUAAUUUAGAAAUCCUAUGUUUGAUAGAAAUAAAGACAAGUUUCUACUAAAAAAAAUAUUCCUUGAUGGAUUAAGUGAACAGUUGUCAUUCCUGAUAUUCUACUUCAAGGUUAAUCGUCAAUGAACAGUGUUGCCAGUUAUAUAUUAUUAAACUGUUGAACCUCAUUAUUUCAAAAAGAACAUAUCGUUUGUCCACAAAACAUUUAAUCCUGCUCGGAUCUUAUACAAGAAAAAGGUUCGAGGUUGCUGAUUCCCUUUUCUGGGUACUGAUGUGAAUCAAGUAGAUGUGCUUGUAGAAAAGCAGGGCAAACAUUCAAUAGUCUAUGUCAUCCAAAUUUAGUUUGUAAAAAUAAAUUAUUGUUCUUGAAAUAUUGUUCCUAACAUUUUACAAUAUCGUGUAUAGUCCUAACAUUCUUAUAUUUUAAUAUACUGUGCUUAUCAUUUUUAUAUAUUGUGCCUAACAUUUUCAUAUA